AUGAAUCAGAUACGUUCGAUCCAGAAGCUAAGUGACAGUGAGCUGCAACAAGGAAUUCUGUCGGAAGAGGCCUCUUGGCAUUAUCAAUAUAAAGAUCAAGCAUAUAUUCAUUUCAGUGGACUUAAUUUAGAGCUCACGGAAGGUGAUAUUUUAACAAUAUUCUCCCAAUUUGGAGUUCCUACAGAUCUUAAACUUGCCAGAGAUCGAGAUACUGGUGAAUCAAGAGGGUUUGGGUAUUUGAAGUAUGAAGAUCAGAGGUCAACUAUUCUUGCGGUUGAUAAUCUUAAUGGAGCUAAGAUAUGCGGUAGGACUUUAAAAGUUGACCAUACGUUUUAUCACCCUAGAAAUGAAGAUGUAGAUUAUAUGAAUGAAAUGAAGUUACAACUAUCUAAGGAUGUUAUCCGAGAGCCUCUGCAUAAAGUUGAUUCAGAACUACAAUCAGUUAGUAGUAAAUGCAAAAAGGAGGGAAAUGGUGAUGAUGAUGACUUUGCUGAUCCGAUGGAGAAGUUUAUCAAAAAAUAG
Eremothecium cymbalariae DBVPG#7215 is the source of this 522-nucleotide messenger RNA. It is a transcript of the gene IST3, whose product is annotated as U2 snRNP complex subunit IST3. Lineage: Eukaryota; Fungi; Ascomycota; Saccharomycetes; Saccharomycetales; Saccharomycetaceae. Bases 1 to 522 code for a protein of 173 amino acids. Gene Ontology annotation, cellular component: U2 snRNP; precatalytic spliceosome; catalytic step 2 spliceosome. Gene Ontology annotation, biological process: mRNA splicing, via spliceosome. The record is from RefSeq and is a predicted model, not a curated record. Gene Ontology annotation, molecular function: RNA binding. The transcript has a single exon.